AUGGCCCCUGACAGCCCUCCUCGACGGGCGCCCCCUCUGAUAUUCCAUCUGCCUGAUGAUGAAGCCUCGGAUUCAGACCUGAGCGAUGUUCCCGCCUCUCCCACAACUCCUGAGCAUGUUGGCCUUACACAAGCCAUCCAGGCUCCUUCAACACCUGAUCAAAAGAUCAUUCCGACGAACUUGCCGCCGCAGAGACGUGGUCGUCUAGUCCGAGACACCUACAUAGACUCAGAUACCGAUUCUGACCUACCAGGUACGAAGAGAACCAGAGCUAAGCAGUGGCGAAGCCCAUCGACACCUACGCCGACUUUCUGUAGGCGGAAGCAAGCACACCCCUCCAAAGCGAAGCAGCCGCAAAACGAGUCACUCGAGUCCGAUGCAGAUGAAUCAGAUUUCGAGGUCCCUUUCAGCCCUCCCUACGACGACAAGCACCUGCGUGUCGUACUUAAGGAUUCCCUGGAAUCAGCUAACUUGGCGCCCAUCGAGAAGAUGCCGACUGAGAUCAUCGAACGCAUUGGUAUUGCGACAAGCAAAGACAUCGAUCAUCAGAACUUGAGCAAUUGCAAUCGCCAGCUGAAGCACGAUCUCUCUACACCUGAGUCUGUCAUCUGGCGCGAACGGUUCCUGGCUCUCUAUGAUGCUCCAAUGAUCAGGAGCCCCUACGAUUUCUUUGCUGCUUACCGAGAGCGCAACUUCGUUCUGAACAACGCUGUCGAGUUUCUGCAUGGGGCGGAUGAUCGCCUGCCCAUCCAGCUGGAAAUCCUCUUCGAGAUGGUGGUGGAAGCUUACAAUCCCCAAGCCCCAUACCUACCCACUCCAGAGACGUCACGCAACCUUCAGCUCUUCGCUGGACAAGAGCUCUGGAUGCGAAGUUUUCUCUGCUCGCCUUUCUACAACUUUGGCGGCCCAUCCCACGGCACACCGGAGCCUCUCUUCGAUAAUCUUCAACUGACGUUCUCAUAUCUUCUUUUCUCGCCCAAAUACCGCAUUGCCAACAUUGUUACCUUUUCGCGCGAUGACUACGCCAUCGCCAAGGUCUACAAUUGGGGUAGCCCUUUAGGUACCAUUUUCGAGCGUCUACCAGAGAGCGAGCAAGACAAGCAGCCGCCUUCAAAUCCAUUCCCUUUCAAGAUGUUCCCGAACCUGCGAAGCCCUUCGCCACCUUCUGGUCCAAAGCCCAUCAAGUACACGCUGAAUACUCACGUGUUGCUGCAUAUCCGCAACUUCUUCCAUCGCCACCUGAUCCACGAUCCUAUGGCAGAGCGGCUGGUCGGCGAUAUCGAUGAAGACACUUUUUGGCGUGCGAACAAGAAGCUGACGCAACUUGGUCACAUCCCUCGUCAGUGGUCAGGUCCUCUUCACAAAGGAGAUGAGAAUGUAGAGGCCAUUCUAAACGGCAAGUUUGUCGGUUUCUACUCGAGCGUUCUACGAUGGCCAAAGACAGAAUUUGAUCUGCAAGAAAUUCAGAGUGCUGCCCAAGAUUGGUCUGGUGUCGACCCCCUGACCUUGAAUUUCAAUGCAUCCACCACCAAUGUUGUCUCUGGUGCAUUCGUUUGGCCUGAAGUCUUCGCCAGCUUCCCUUGCUUUGCUUCCACAGUGCCAAGCGUUCAAGAAGCCGCCCAGCUUCGACAGGCUGGGUUUGGUCACACAUACUACAUCCAAGGCAGCGCCUCUUUUCUCGACAUCGAAGCCGUUGAUGACACGACCAGUAACUCCAAUGCGGCCAAGUCUUCCAAGGGCAGAGCUGCAGCGGCCACCAACGGCACCAGUAAAAGUGAUCAGCGCAAGUAUCACCCGUACAACGCACUUCGCCUUCGCGGCGUUAUUCACCCUAUCCCAUCAACAUUCGUCCCACCAACAAAGACGGUUCCUGGUAAUCUCUGGCCUCGCGACUCACCUGUCGCCCUGGUUCCACCGCUUCGCAUCCCGGGCUAUCGCCGCCUUGUCAUGGUGCUGUUCAAGCCCACUACGGUAUCUCUGAUCCGCCAGCUCGAGUAUGCGGACGAGAACUUCGGUUCCACCUUCGGCGUGAGCGUCACUGACCAGAUCUCACAACAUACGGCUGCAGGCAUUGUGGUGGGAGCUAACGGAGCAAUCUUGAACCCAGAGGAAGUAGACAGCUACUUGAAGAAGCAUUUGCAGAAGUUGAUUCAAGAGCGUGAAGGACUGUCCGAUGCUGCCGACAAAGACGAUCUCACUGGCGAUGGUAACAUGCGCGGUACUGGUGAUCAUAUCCUUCAGGCCAAAGGCAAGGCCAAAGCUGGCUCUCCAUCCGCUGAAAUGUGGUCGCUGCCUGACAUUGUUGACCUCGAGCGGCAACUGUACCAGGAUGGACUGGUCAGCUGGGAAGACAUCGAGUAUGCAUAUGCGUACGAAGGCGUGCUGUGUCCAGGUGGAAACGUCAUGCUGGGCCGAUGGUGGCGAUGCGGAUUGGCAGGAACCGGCGUUAGUGCUGGUGGCGAAGUUGAUGUGCAAGGAGUGGGAGUGCCGGAUGGCACCGAAGUUGGUGAAGCUGGGGCCGGUGGUCAGGUGAGUGGUGCUGGAACGGGACCAGGACAGCCCGGUGGCACUACUGGCGCUGGACGUGCGCGGACCCUAGCAUCUCUUGAGCGGGGACCAUUUGUGUUUUGGGGCAUGAACAGCGACGUCAACUGA
Cyphellophora europaea CBS 101466 is the source of this 2655-nucleotide messenger RNA. RefSeq lists its product as uncharacterized. Bases 1 to 2655 code for a protein of 884 amino acids. The record is from RefSeq and is a predicted model, not a curated record. The transcript has 3 exons. Lineage: Eukaryota; Fungi; Ascomycota; Eurotiomycetes; Chaetothyriales; Cyphellophoraceae.